CAUUUGAGUGCGGUCAAAAUCCAUCAUGGCGUCGUCGUUUUUGUCCGUACCACUGAAGAAGUCGCAAGCGGUGGACCUUGUAAAACCGCUGGAAAAAUUCAUCAAGAACACCUACUCUGGGCCAGGGGGAACCCAGGAUGACUUCACACCGCAGCUGAAGGAACUGGACAAGUUGCGGGAGUCUGCAACGGGCAAGACGCUGGAUAGACAUGACAGCUCCUUGGAGAUCAUCCAGAAGUACUACGAUCAGCUUUGUGCAAUUGAAGCCAAGCUGCCGAUCACAGAGAACCAGGAAGACGAACCCCCCACCCCCUACCAGAUCCGGGUCAAUUUCACCUGGUAUGAUGCCUUCGACCAGGGAAUGCUGUUUCUGGGAAAGAUGAAGAAGACCAUGUCAUCUGGAGACUAUGAGAGGAUGUGUGUUCUGUUCAACAUCGGGGCACUGAUGAGUCAGAUAGCUGCUGCCCAGAACAUAAGCGCUGACGACGGCCUGAAAAACGCUGCUAAAUACCUGCAGCAAGCUGCUGGUGUGUUCACACACAUCAAAGACUCCAUGGCAGGACCGUUCCAGCAGGUGGUGACCCCUGACCUGUCCCUGGAGAUGCUGAGUACCCUGGCUGUUGUCAUGUUGGCCCAGGCACAGGAGGCUAUCCUGCUCAAGUCUAUACAAGACAAGAUGAAGGAAGCCAUCAUUGCUAAGUUGUCCAUGCAGGCGUCUGACUUGUACUCUGAUGCUAUGAAACAGGCACAAAACCCACACUUCGGAGACUUACUCCCAAAGGAGUGGAUCCCAACCCUGGCUGGCAAGCAGGCCAUGUACCACGCCCAGGCUGAGUUCUACAUGUCACUGAUGGCCAAGAAGAACAAGAACAUCGGAGAGGAGAUAGCCAGGCUCAAGCAUGCCCUAGAGCUGGCAAAGACGGGCGGCAGCAGGGCGGGGUCGACCAUGGACCUGAAGGACUUCACGGGGAAAAUCCAGCGGGCACAUGACGCCGCUGACAAGGACAACAACUUCAUCUACCACGACCGCGUCCCCGAGCUCAACACCCUGCCUGCCAUUGGUCGAGCCGCCGUGGCCAAGGCUUUGCCACUUUCCAAACCCAUGAAUCCCAAGUCCACAGACCUGUUUGAGAAGCUGGUCCCCCUGGCGGUACACCAGGCGCUGACUGGUUAUGAAGCUCGUAAGGCUGACGUGGUGAACAGGGAGGUGGGACGGCUGAGGGAGGCCACCCAGCUCAUGAACAGUGUGCUGGCGUCCCUGAAUCUACCCGCUGCGAUCGAGGACCUGUCGGGAGACUCCAUCCCCCAGUCUAUCCUGGACAAGGGAGCUGCCAUCAAGGACAAGGGAGGCAUCGACAAGAUCAACCAGCUCAUCCAAGACUUACCAGAACUCCUGCAGAGGAACAAGGAGGUUCUAGAUGAGGCUAAUCGUGUCCUUGACGACGAGGAAAAAACAGACAAUGAGUUACGGGCGAACUUCAAAGAGCGGUGGGCACGUACGCCAUCGGCCCAGCUAUACAGUCCUCUGCGGGCGGAAGGCGGGAAGUACCAGUCCAUUCUGGAUAACGCCAUCCACGCGGACGCCAUCGUACGGGAGAAGUACAACAAACACGCAGAGAACAUCACCCUGCUGUGUAAGCCUGAGGAACUGCCAGGAAAAAUUCCAUCAUCCAGCCCAGCGGCAGCCUUACAAGGCAGCAAGUGUGUGACAGACCUGCGGCAGCUGAUGGAAGAAGUGGAGACUAUCAAGGCAGAGAGAGACGUCAUCGAGUCUGAGAUCAAGGAGGCCAAGUCUGACAUCUCUUCCAAGUUCUUGACAGCGCUGGCACAGGAUGGUGUAGUGAAUGAGGAGAGUCUGUCGGUGGGAGAGCUGGACAGGAUGUUUGGUCCCUUACAGCAGCAGGUCACUGAGAGUGUCGGCAGGCAGGAGAGCCUCAUGGGAAAGAUUCAGACUGCCAACACAGAGUUCUGUCAGCAGAAACAGGCCAGCGGGUCAGUCAACCAGAGGGAAGAGAAGCUGAAAGAUCUGGCUGCUGCACACGAUGCCUUUAUGGAGCUGAUUAGUAAUCUGGAAGAAGGGACCAAGUUCUACAACGAGCUCUUGCUGCUUCUUGUGAAGUUCCAGACAAAGUGUAACGACAUCGUCUUUGCUCGGAAGACAGAGAAAGAUGAACAUCUUAAAGACUUACAGCAGAACAUUGCCAAGCAGCCGUCUCAGUCAGCCCCUACUCCUCCCGCUUACCAGGCCUCUGGACCUGGCGGAGCAGCCAAGGCACCCCCACCUCGCCCCCCUCCCCCACAGGUGCAGCCUCAGCAGCAGCCGCAGCAGGCGCAGCCACCUGCGCAGCAAGCAGCUGCAGGAUCCCAGCCGCAGCUCAACAUGCCUCAGCCGGGGCAGCCCCAGUACGGCUACAACAACCCCCAGUACUACAGCCCUCCCCCCAUGCCCACCAGCUACAACCCCUAUGCAACCAUGCAGUACCAGCCCCCACCACAGCAGGGUGCUACUGCACCGUACGGCCAGCAGCCCGGAGCACCGCCCUACCCCCAGCAGCAGCAAGCUGCCCCACCCUACCCACAACAACAGUACGCCCCCCAGUACCCUCAACCUGCGUACAAUCCAUACGCACCCCCCUCUCAGUAUCCAAACCCAUAUCAACAACAACAGCAGCAAUGAAGGAGCACUAUACUUCAGAGCACAGAAACAUAACUCUGUUUACUAGUAUAUCCUAUCCAUGCACUCUUAAAUCCCAUUAGAUCUCUUAUAGCAUACUUGCACAGGCAAAAUCAGUAAUAAAAUAUUACGUCUCAAAAAAAGAAAAAUUUUGCUUGGUGUGAUAUUUUUCAGAAAUGGAUUUAAGAAAUUUCUGUUCUUCAAUGUGAUAUAUUAAAGAAAGUGCCUCAAAGGCCAUUUCUUAAGUCAGAGCACUGUUUUUCUUGAAUUUAUGCUUUUGUCAAUAACAGCAGCUGGUAUGUUUCUAGAAAGGGUGGCUUUGUUAUUAUAUAAGGAAACCAAAUGUAGAGCAAUUAUGGCUUAACUAACACAAAGAAAAAUAUUUUCACACUAAAAAGAUCUUAAAGAAUUAGAGCCUUAUUGACAUUUCAUUUUUGUCCAUGCUUGUUAAUGUACAUAUCUGCCUAUCUGCAAAAAUGAAAUAAUAUUGUUGUGAUGUGAUAGAUGGCUGAGAUUUCCACAUUUUUUGAAGAUAGGUCAACAAAUAUGAGAAGGAAUUGUGGUGAUGUUUUAGAUAGCAGAUGCUUUUGUUCCUGUAUAGAAAUGUGGAAUACAGUAUCUAAUUUAGCCAUUGAAUAGAAUUUUGUAUAUCUGGGUACAGUUGGCUUGUAGAAAAAAGAAGACACAUUUAAAAUGUACUAAUGGUAUCAUCCAAAUCUUUGUUUAGAUCUUGUGCCUUGUGGUAGUUUCUUGGGACAUACACCUCAAAUUCUACUUCUUAAGAAGUCACUGGUUAUAAUUAGAGUUUACAAUGUUUUGCAUGGGCUGCUUUCUUUAAGGUGAUAGCAUAGAAAGUCUUCAAAGAAGGAUAUACAUGUAACAUUGUAUUAACUUAGUACAAGAAAGUUAUACAUGUAUAUGUAAACACUGCUUUGAGUAAUUGUUCUUGCCAUUCCCUAUAUUCUCACUAUUUACAUUUUAUAUAAUACUGAUCAAUUUGAUGUAGUAAAAGAUUAUCAUUAUAAAGUUUUCUCAAAUGUUUUUUUUUUUCCAAAACAAUGAUUAUACAUGUAUGUAGUUCCUUUGAAGUGCUGGUAUGUAUAAUUUUAGGUCGCAAAAACAGAGAAAAAUACAUUAUGGUCUUGGCAUGCACACAUAUGACUAGGCACCCAUGUUUUUAACAGAUCAAGUUUACAACAGCUGAAAGCUCAAAACACAGCCGUAUACCCUUAAGAACAGGAGAAGCUUGUACAAAGGAAUAGAAAAGAGAAAUGGCGAUUUUUGCAUGUUUGCUGUAUUUUGAUAAUAUUUUCACACCAAUGAUGAGCUAGGUGGAGAUGAUAGACAUUAGUCAACAAAGUGGUAUGUAAACAUUCUGAUAUUGUAGCAACUAGAACAAUGCGUGAUAUGUACAAAGUUGGGAAUAUGGUACAUAGAUACUGAUAUUGUGUUGUGUUGUACACAAUUGUCAAAAAAAAA
This is a messenger RNA of Branchiostoma belcheri (Belcher's lancelet), 4153 nucleotides long. RefSeq names its product programmed cell death 6-interacting protein-like. The record is from RefSeq and is a predicted model, not a curated record. Bases 26 to 2677 code for a protein of 883 amino acids. Lineage: Eukaryota; Metazoa; Chordata; Leptocardii; Amphioxiformes; Branchiostomatidae. Gene Ontology annotation, cellular component: endosome. The transcript has 19 exons. Gene Ontology annotation, molecular function: protein binding. Gene Ontology annotation, biological process: mitotic cytokinesis.